Molecule: messenger RNA, 3057 nt
Organism: Closterium sp. NIES-67
Lineage: Eukaryota; Viridiplantae; Streptophyta; Zygnematophyceae; Desmidiales; Closteriaceae
Source: the annotation of a GenBank genome assembly
CACCUCCUCCGUUGCACCACCUUUUUAGGGGCAGCCACUUAUACUCCCAUACCUCUGAAGAUCCCAUCGCUGGCCGUUUCUAUUUCGAGUUUCAACCAAGGCCCUUGGUAGCGGUUUCUGCUGCGCGCACAGCGCAGCCCUUCGGUUGGAAGUCGCUUUAGGACAGAGUAAGCGGGCUACGCUCUCCUAAAACAAGCUUGUCACUAUGGCAUCGUCGCUCGCUGCGGCCUGUGGCGGCUCUGACGUCAUCGUUCCCGCUCGUGCGCAACCGUUUUCUUCGCGAUGCUCGCACUCGUCGCCGUCGGCCAUCGCAAUAGCUCAGGGACGUCGCACGCUGCCUGACGCCUGUCGCAGAACGAGUUUCUGGGGAUCUCGAGAUUCGUUCGAGACCAAGAAAUCUCCUAAUACCAAGAUCCCAAAUUUCGGGCGCCAUGCGGCUAGAUUGACGGUGGCGCGCGCGGAGGGUGAUGGCGCAGCGGAGACCGGCGGAACGGGAGCGGGAGGGGCUGGCAGGGCCGCUUCUGGAGCGGCAGCGUCGAGCGACUCGUUCCUGGGGAUGUGGAAGCGCGCGCAGGAGAAGGAGCGCGAGGCGGUUCGAGAGGCCGAGGCGCGGAAACGCGCGGAGGAGCAAGGCGCGGCGGCGCAAGCGCAGGGGCAACCGCAGGCGCAGCAGCAAGGGCAGGAGAAGCAAGCGGAGAAGAGCGUGGACGAGCUGAAGCAGCUCGAGGCGCAGUUCCUCCAAAUCCUCGAGGUGCCCAAGGAAGUCCGCCAGGAGGCGGAGCGGAAAGCAGUAGUCGACAGGGCCGCGGCGGCGCUGGCGGCGGCGCGCGCGCUGCUGGUGGAGACGGAGGAGCGCGCGCGCAAGGAGCGGCAGGCGUCCAGGGGUAGACGGCUGGCGGGCGCGGGGGACGCGGGGGCGACGAGUAGCGUCUGGGGCGGCAAGUCCUUGUCUGUAGUGAAGGAAAAGGGCGGGAAGAAGGGCGGGGAGGGGAAGGGGGGGGCAGGAGGGGCACCGGUAGCUGCAGCACCAGUGAGUGGAACGGGUGCAGCAGCAACAACAGCAGCAGCAGCAGGAGGAGCAGGGGGAGGAGGAGGAGGAUUAGGGGGCUUGUGGAAAGCCAUUCCUAGCCGCGCUAAAAAGACUUCUCCCUCCUCCUCCUCCUCCUCCUCCUCCGCCUCAGUCGAAGCGGUGGCAACACCAACAGCGAAGCCCGCUCCCGCUGCCAAGCAGCAAUCUUCAGGUGCUUCUUCAGGUGCUUCCAGCAGUCCAGGCCCCAGCUUCUGGGAGUGGGCCCCUCCGUCCGAAAGCACUCCUGCCCGUGGUGCGGCUGCUAGUCCCCCCAAGCUGCAGCCCGCUGCCCCUAAACCUGCCCAGCGGGCCACAGUGACCAUAGCCGACCCCCAACCGCAGCUGCUGGAAGCCCUGCUGCUGCCCUUUGAGAGCGCCGUCGCCCCCACCAAGCCCGCCAAUGCUGGUGACGCUGGUGGCAGCGCUGGCGGGAUUGGCGGGGCUGGUGGUGCUGGUGGUGCUGGCGCUGGUGGUGCGGGUGCAUCUGCUGCGAGUCCGACUUCUGUAGCGUCGGCAGCUGCGCUUGAUCUCGCUUCCUCCUUCCUCAACCUCCCCUCCUCCUCCUCCUCGUCCGACUUGGGUCUUCCUCCUCUCCAGUCCGCCCUCGAGGCUCAGCGCGGGAUCAAAGAGGCUCUCCAAGCCGUCUUUGCUUCGGACGCUGCCGAGCCUGCAGUCGACGGAGCUACGGUGGCUGCGGACGGGUCGCGGUGGUGGAAGGAGACCGGGACGGAGGUUCGGGAGGGCGGGGAGGUGUGCGAUUGGACGGUGGUGCGGGGGGUGAGUGCGGAUGGGAAGGUGGAGUGGGAGGAGAAGUGGUGGGAGGCCAGUGAUGAGUUCGACUUCAAGGAACUGGGAGCGGAGAAGUCGGGCCGGGAUGCCAACGGGGGGGUUUGGCGGGAGACAUGGAGAGAGGCCACGUGGCAGGACUCUAAGACUGGGCUGAUGCACAUUGAGAAGACGGCGGACAAGUGGGGGCAGAACGGGCAGGGCGGCGCUUGGCACGAGAAGUGGUGGGAGCACUACGACGCGACGGGGCGGGCGGAGAAGUGGGCUGAUAAGUGGAGCAAGAUUGAUAUGUACACGCCGCUGGACGAUGGGCAUGCGCACGCAUGGCACGAGAGGUGGGGGGAGGAGUACGACGGCAGGGGAGCGGCGUCCAAGUGGUGUGACAAGUGGGCGGAGCGGUUUCAGGGCCACGACGGGUACGGGCAGGAGCAGUGGACCAAGUGGGGUGACAAGUGGGAUGAGAAGUUCAACCGCGACAAGACGGGGUUCCGCCAGGGGGAGACCUGGUGGCAGGGCGCAGGGGGCGACGACGCGCCGCGGUGGAACAAGGUUUGGAGCGAGGGGCACGACGGGUCCGGGUGGGUGCAUAAGAAGGGGGGGGCCAGCAGCGGGGAGGGAUGGGAUGUGCGCGAGUGGAUGGACACUUGGUUCGACGCGUUCCCGCACUUUGGGUUCAAGCACUGCCUGGAGAACUCGAGGCGGUUGAUGGAGGUGGGGAGGAGGCAGGCGAGGAAGAAGCAGAUGUAAGGGGGAGGGGGAGAGGGUGGGAGAUGGGUGGGGAUUGCGUUGGACUGUAGCCCUUGCCGCACUUGGGGUUCAAGCAGUGCAUUGAGAACUCAAGGCAGCUGUUUGGGGUGGGGAGGAGGCAGGCGAAGCAAGAGCGAAUAGUCCAGUGGAUGCUCCGGUCUGGUGGAUGGGGCGGUCUGGUGGAUGCUCCGGUCUGGUGGAUGGGGCGGUCUUGACUCCGGUGGUCAUGUGGCAGGCGAGAAGGCAUUUGCAUUGUGGCAUGGAGUGGUGCACCCUGCUUGCACGCCUCUGUGAACAUGCUGUUGGAUGCACAUCUGGUUGUGAUGAGGGUAUGUUGGAUGGCUGGUUGGAGAGGUACACGUUGAUUGCGCAUGACUACAACAGUUUUUUAUAUUUCUGUGCAUCCUAAUGUGAUGCAGUGCACUGUGUUACUGCAUAUACAACUGGUUUUCUAG